UGAAAUUGCAACUAGCUGGCUUGUAUCGUUUUGAAUUGAUGCGAAUAUAUCGAGUAAGAAGUGUAGUUUUAUGAUCGUGUAGAAAUUUCUCCUAAUUCAACGUUGAAUUUUCUCAAGUUGUCUUUUCGUACGGUGAUAAACAAGUAUUUUUUGAAAAUGAAAGCUAAAGGUUCGGAAAAUUAUGAUCUCGAUGAAGUUGCCGAUGAGAUGUUUUCCGACGGGAUAGGAUCAAUUAACGAAUUGGAUGAUUCCGGAAACACUAAUGUCAUAUUGAUGGAUUCUUCGGCUAUUGAUAAAACUGUGCAUGCAGAUUUCUUCAAUGAUUUCGAAGAUUUAUUCGAUGAUGACGACGAUGAUUAAACAACAUAUGUUAUGUGUACUUCUCUUUAGCAUUACUAUUUUGUACUUCUGGUUAAUAUAAUUUCAUACGGAAAGGUU
Planococcus citri (citrus mealybug) is the source of this 438-nucleotide messenger RNA. RefSeq names its product COP9 signalosome complex subunit 9. Gene Ontology annotation, biological process: negative regulation of protein neddylation. The transcript has 2 exons. Lineage: Eukaryota; Metazoa; Arthropoda; Insecta; Hemiptera; Pseudococcidae. Bases 157 to 360 code for a protein of 67 amino acids. The record is from RefSeq and is a predicted model, not a curated record.